This is a messenger RNA of Anisakis simplex (herring worm), 1344 nucleotides long. NCBI's taxonomy places the organism in Eukaryota, Metazoa, Nematoda, Chromadorea, Rhabditida, Anisakidae. The record is from the annotation of a GenBank genome assembly.
AUGGACCGUCUCGGCAAGUUGAUCGAAUCGAUUACAAAACCAAGAUAUGAGGAAGAUUUCGUAGACCGUCUGAAUUAUCGAGUAACCACCUACAUACUACUUGCAGCUGCUUUCACCAUCAUUGCUAAGGAAUACGGUGGAAAGCCCAUCCAGUGUUGGCUGCCAGCAGAAUUAGCUUCACAGAAAGGAUGGGAACAGUAUGCCGAAAACUACUGUUUCGUCGAGAAUACUUACUAUAUUCCACUCGAUCAGAAAAUUCCACAAAGUAGUAGACAUCGAAGUGAAAGAGAGCUCACUUAUUACCAGUGGGUACCUUUUAUGCUGAUGAUGCAAGCACUCAUGUUUACCGGACCACACGUGUUUUGGCGCAUGCUCAACUGGAUGUCAGGUAUACAAACACGUGCUGUGAUUACGAUGGCCAGCAGUGCAUCGAAGAAAAACCCGGCCACGAAUGAGGUUAGUAAGAUGGUUGAUGUUGUAGCUGCUCACCUAGAACGUUCACUUCACGAGAACAAUUUUCAUCAUCACUUGGCACACAGCAAUCCGCUCGUAUUCCUAUUCAGGUUUCAAUGCUUAAGAGUUGUAUCGGUUUCCUAUUUGAGUUCGGUCUAUGUAUUAACGAAACUGCUUUUCAUUGCUAAUGCAUUUCUGCAGCAUGUGAUUUUAUCCGCGUAUCUUGGAUCGAGUGGUUAUGAGAUAACAAAAGCUCUAUUACAACAACGCUCGUGGGAAGUCACCGGACUCUUCCCUCGUGUUACCAUGUGCGAUUUCAAGGUGCGAGACAUUGGGCAUCGACAUCAUUUUACCAUUCAGUGUGUACUGAUGGCGAAUAUGUUCAAUGAGAAGAUCUUCCUCGGUCUGUGGUGGUGGAUUUUGAUUCUACUGACGACAACGUGCGUCAACUUCAUUUACUGGAUAUACGUAAUGAAUUGUGGCUCAUCAAAGUGCAACUUCCUCGAAGGACUCAUCACUCUUGGUGUAACUUUUCAUAUCUUUCAAAUGCACAAACUUCUGUUGCCUAUGGAGAUAGAAUCAUGGGACAGCCAUCUGGUACAGUUCAUCUGCCGAGCGACGCCAGCAUUACAUCCAUCUGUGAAAGUAAUGCAUCAUCGUGUUGAGAUGCUUGCGCAUCAGUUGGGAGGUGACGGUAUGUUAGUGCUACGCUUGAUGGCACAAAACGCUGGUGAAAUCAUUACCAGUCUUGUGGCUGCACGUCUAUAUGAUUUAUUCUCCGUGAAACAAAAGGAGAACUGCAACAGUUUCUACAAUCCAGCAAUGCAGAUUCCGCCGCUUAAUGAUGCACCUAAAAAGCCACUGGAUGAAAUCAAAACUCCGCUACCUUAA